Molecule: messenger RNA, 2397 nt
Organism: Liolophura sinensis
Lineage: Eukaryota; Metazoa; Mollusca; Polyplacophora; Chitonida; Chitonidae
Exons: 8
Coding region: 75-1337 (420 amino acids)
Biological process (GO): cell-matrix adhesion
Cellular component (GO): lysosome; extracellular region
Molecular function (GO): calcium ion binding
Source: RefSeq, a predicted model, not a curated record
UUUGCCUACAGCACCUGCUGUGUACACCAUUAUCCGGGUUGGACGGUAAUUCAGAGCGAAACAUCGGUGUAAAGAUGGAGUUGUUUGGGCUCGUGUUUUUGGGCAUCCUCGGCGCCGUUUGGGCACAAUUUCCUACACCAUGCACCCCGCCCACACAGUUCCGAACCCGUAUCUCACAGUACGAUCAUGGCCGGGACAUUAUCCGCAGCUUCAAUGUCACCUAUGACGAGACAAACAGGCGGAAGUACAUCGUGGAAGAAGAGAGGAACGUCAUCCCAGGAAACCAAUUUUUCACCUACAUCGUUCUCGUCCAAGAAAAGGUUCUCUACACCAUCGACCACAAGACUCACGUUUGUACCAAGACCCCAAAUCCAACAUGGCGCUCAAUCGCUAUCGCUCCUAACUCCACCUUUGAGGAUCAGUUAUCGUUUGGUGGACCAGGGGAGGUGAUUUAUGCCAGUCAGUGGUCCGACAGAGUUCCACUCAGAAAAAGUGAGUCUUUGCUUGUCGAGUUCACUGCGCAGAAAUGCUACCCUCUCCGCUUCGUGUACGUGACCCGAGGGGACGUUACAGCUACAGUGUCAGAGUUCUACCGUGACUUCCAGAUGGGCAUCCCUGACACCAGUGUCUUCACGCCACCCAGUGAAUGCCGCUCCGCCAAAUGGGUUCCACAACCCAAGCACUUCCUGGGAAUGAGCUUAAUUUGGAGAUCCACGAUGCAGAUCGCUUUGCUACUCUUAAUAUCGGCUGUGGCCAUAUUGGCCCAGGAUCCAACACCCUGCUUCACGCCUCGACAAUUUCACGGUCGUGUGGCUCAGUACAAUCACGCUCAGGACUACGAGAGGAAAUUUAUCUUUACCUAUGAUGAGCCUAACAGGCGGAUUGUCGUCUUCGAGGAGGAUCUCGUGGUCAUUCCCGGGAAAAAAUUUUACGAGUACCUGAUCCUGAACAACGAGAACGUGUUGUACACGAUCAACAUUAAGACGCGUGAGUGCACGAGAUCCACACCGCAGCCAUGGCGCUCCUGGGGAAUCCCCCAGAACGCCACCUUCGAGGACGAAUACACCGUGGGGGGUCCUGGGGAGGAAAUCUUCGUGACGGAGUGGUCUGAUAGAAUUCCCCUGAGGAGAAGGGAGUUUUGGAUUGGUUCUUUCAGCAACAAGAAUUGUUAUCCAAUCAGAACCGUUGUUAUUGCCAAUGCCAACAUUACCGACACGGUUACCACCAACUAUUAUGACAUCAUCGAGGGAAUUCCCAACCCUAACGACUUCGUGCCACCGCCGGAGUGUAACCAGGCCAAGUUUGUGGAGAAUGCUUAUAUUGCCUUCCAUCACUAGCUUCAUAGCUUCAUAGAAUGACGUGCAUGGGAAUUACUAAACGCCAGAUACUUUGAAAUUCGUUGUAGCCAUCUUGGUAAUGUAAAUACAAAUUAGAUGGGAAGGACAUGAAGAUAUAACCCUUUACAGUAUGUCAAGCUAAACUGUGAUGUAUACGUAUACGAAGUUAUGUUUGUUGUCGUUAGCUUCGCCAGUAUCCUGUAAGACAUUUAAAUAUCCACCACUGACAGCGCUUACGUCUUCAACGGAAGGUUUCUUACGUAGUAGCACGCAAAUAAGAACAGACAUCAUCCUAUCUAACCUUAACUGUCCUUGAAUUAAAUUUUAUAUAGUACAUUUCCUUUCGACACAGUUAUGCACUCGAAAAAUUUUUAUGUAAUUGAUGUAUGUAUAUAUGAGAUCGGUCAACAUAUAAUAGUUUAUAUAGAUAGUAUAGAUUAUUUUGUAGCAUAAAUCUAUUUAAUGAUUUCACGGGACAAAACGUUAGUGUCCUUAAAAUGAACCUAAAGUAGAGAGAGAAAAGAAACUCCACUCUUUGUAAUCUUUUAUGUGUAUAAAACAAUAUGUUUGCUUUCACGCUUGCUUAUGUAGCACCACAAGAUAUGUGGAUUAUCUUUUAUUAUCUCGCUUUUUCCCCUAUUUUCUAUUUUUGACCAUUACCCUGGUUUAUCUACCAAUAUUCCGUGUGCCAAAUUUGUAGAUAUUCGCUUUUCAUUUCAACUAACCCCACGCUUAAAUAUGCACUUAACGCGGUACGAACAAAUUCUACAAUACUGCAGGCUAUACUCCAAAAUCUUUUCUCAUGAAAUUUAUUCGAAAAUGAGUAUUUAUUUAUUUAUGAUGUUAUACUAAUCAUCUCCACUACGAUGAACUUUCAACUGCGAGCACAAAUUGCUUUUCAUGUUCGCUUAUAUAGCUUUUAUUUUCGAUCGUAGCAUAUUCGAUAAGAGCGCUCCUCCUUAUUGGGGAGCUCUUCUGGGUGGGUGGGUACAAAUCGGUUAUGUACCAGUCUAGUCCUGGCAUGAUGGUGCGCUUUGUAAAUAAGCUUCGUUUUAUUAUC